AUGGGCGUUGCGUGCUGUAGGCUCCUCCCGGAGCUGGAGCCCCCGGAACGCAGGCAAGAUAAAAAGGUCAAAUGGGAGAGACCGAGGGAGAAGGUCCCGAGAACAAAAGCAGAGGCAGCUGGCAGGAUCCAGGCGUGGUGGCGUGGCACCCUGGUGCGCCGGACACUGCUGGUGGCCGCCCUCCGGGCCUGGAUGAUUCAGGCCUGGUGGAGGGCGCUGCUGCGGCAGCGGGUAAGAAAGUUCCAUCAGGCCCUGCUGAAGGUCUACGUGAUCCAGGAGCAGGCGGCGGUCAAGCUGCAGUCCUAUAUCCGCAGGUGCCAGUGCCAUCAGCGCUACAGCCAAGGGCGUGGCGCUGUCAGCCUCCUCCAGGCCCCCAGGCCCUGUCUCCCCCUCCAGACCAGGGGCAGGCUGCAGGCGCAGCCGGAGGGCACUACCAAAGGGCUGGAGUUCCACGUGGAGAUUCUAUCCAUCUGA
Molecule: messenger RNA, 474 nt
Organism: Artibeus jamaicensis (Jamaican fruit-eating bat)
Lineage: Eukaryota; Metazoa; Chordata; Mammalia; Chiroptera; Phyllostomidae
Gene: IQCF3
Product: IQ motif containing F3
Exons: 3
Coding region: 1-474 (157 amino acids)
Molecular function (GO): calmodulin binding
Source: RefSeq, a predicted model, not a curated record